UCGUUGUGGGCUGCCGUAGUUACCGUAGAGGAAGAAUGGCCAACUGGAUGUGGCUCCGUUGUAUUGUAGGGCCUCAUCUGCAACGAAUUCACCGUUCACCGGACCAGUCUCGACCCGAGGGCAGGUCGAGCAGGAGGGGAUGGAACUACCAACCCAGGAGUCUGGAAAAACACACUGACAGCAUUCUUGGUUGGGCGUCAACACUUUGGUCCCUGUCGUAUUACAGCUCUCCUCUUCUUCUCUGCUAUCUUUACAGGAAAGGCUACAUUUGCAGCAGUAAGUUGGUUCCAGUGAGUCAGUAUGUGGGAACCGUGCUUUUAUGUCUUCUGGGAGUGGCCUGUCUAAGAGGGUGGGGGAGAUGGAAGAACAAUGAGUAUGUUCAGUUUGUCUCAAUUCUUGAGGAAACUAAGAAGAAUCACACACCGGCAAACAAGAAAAAACUCAGAAGUUAUGACUUUGACUUUUCUUACUGGCCUGUGGAUUUCAGCUGGUCAGAAGUCAACAGUCCGAAGCUGUCCAAGGCGGGUGUUUCUCUGCUGAAGCCAGAGCCCAGACUGAGAGGAGCAGCAGACGGUGUCCUCAACUCUGUGCGCACUUUACCAUGCCACAUUAUUGGUUAUCUUAUUGCUCACUCAUUUGGGAGGAGGAUGCUGUACCCUGGCUCUGUGGGUUUACUGCAGAAAGCCAUGAGACCCAUGUUGCAGCAAGGCCAGGCUAAGUUAAUAGAAGAGUUUGAUGGCCAAAGAAACAAGCUGGUUGCCUGCGACGGUAAUGAGAUCGACACAAUGUUUGUAGAUCAAAGGAGAGGUGGCGGGCAGAAUGGCAAGACUCUGGUCAUCUGCUGUGAGGGUAAUGCUGGCUUUUACGAGGUGGGCUGCAUGUGCACUCCACUGGAGGGUGGGUACUCUGUACUGGGCUGGAACCACCCUGGCUUUGGAGGCAGCACGGGAGUACCAUUUCCCCAGAAUGAGGCCAAUGCCAUGGACGUGGUUAUUCAGUUUGCAAUACACAAGCUUGGUUUCCAGCUGAGUGACAUUGUCAUAUAUGCCUGGUCCAUUGGAGGAUUCACAGCCAGUUGGGCAGUGAUGUCUUACCCAGAGAUCCAAGCAAUAGUGUUGGACGCCUCUUUUGAUGACCUCCUGCCUCUGGCUCUCAAAGUCAUGCCCGACAGUUGGAGACCUUUGGUACAACACACAGUGAGGCAAUACAUGAACCUCAACAAUGCAGAGCAGCUUCUGAAAUACCAGGGACCAGUCCUUCUGAUCAGGAGGACCAGAGAUGAAAUCAUCACCACAACCGUUCCAGAGGACAUCAUGUCAAACAGAGGAAAUGACCUGUUGCUCAGGCUGCUUCAGUUCAGGUAUCCAAAAAUAAUGACAGAUGAAGGGAUCAGAGUUGUCAGACAGUGGAUGGGAGCCUCCAGUCAGUUAGAAGAAGCUGCUCUGUACAGCAGCUAUGAAGUGGAUGAUGACUGGUGUGUGUCAGUGCUGCAAUCUUACCAGGCAGACAGAGAUGUUUCGUAUCCAUGGAGUGUCGGUGAGGACAUGACUCUAGAGGGAAGGCGGCAGCUGGCUCUUUUCCUGGCACGGAAGUACAUGCGAAACUUUGAAUCGACACACUGCACUCCUCUACCCGCCACUGAGUUCCAUUCCCCCUGGAGACUAUGAAGAAAAAGGAUGGAUGGAUGGUUGAGGGGAGACAAACAACUGGGGAGUUGAUGGCCUGUGGUCAGAGUGUGUUUUCUGGCAUGUUGUGAAUGUGCUAUUGUGGUUUUCUUCUUUUCAGUUUUCCUCCACAGAGUCAAAAACUUGUCAACUAUAGUACUUUUUUUUUUCCUUUAAUUGUUACUGUUUAGUAAUUUUGUUUAGUAUAACUCAUUUAAAAAGGAUGCAUUUUAAAAUGAGUGCACAAGCCAUCUCUCACUCCUUCCAUUGUUCCAUCUUUGGCUGUAUUUGCAAAGCUAAUGUAAGCAGAUAUACAUUAUACUAUUGAAUAAAAAAAAUAAUAUAUAAUGUCAGUUUAGAGAUAUUUCAUCUUUAAAAAUGCAGCCAAAGUGUCGAAACGUUUCAGGUUUUUCUUUUGUGGCCACGGUCUUUCUGAACAAAACUGUAUCCUAAAAUGAUGCUCUUAAGUGUUCCAUUAAAUAUGCUGAUUACAAA
Melanotaenia boesemani (Boeseman's rainbowfish) is the source of this 2159-nucleotide messenger RNA. It is a transcript of the gene abhd16a, whose product is annotated as abhydrolase domain containing 16A, phospholipase. Gene Ontology annotation, biological process: phosphatidylserine catabolic process; monoacylglycerol catabolic process. Gene Ontology annotation, cellular component: endomembrane system. The coding region runs from base 36 to 1667 and encodes 543 amino acids. The transcript is spliced from 20 exons. Gene Ontology annotation, molecular function: glycerophospholipase activity; monoacylglycerol lipase activity. The record is from RefSeq and is a predicted model, not a curated record. Lineage: Eukaryota; Metazoa; Chordata; Actinopteri; Atheriniformes; Melanotaeniidae.